Messenger RNA from Malaya genurostris, 20171 nucleotides. RefSeq names its product nephrin. The transcript is spliced from 19 exons. Gene Ontology annotation, molecular function: protein binding. The coding region runs from base 2442 to 5351 and encodes 969 amino acids. NCBI's taxonomy places the organism in Eukaryota, Metazoa, Arthropoda, Insecta, Diptera, Culicidae. The record is from RefSeq and is a predicted model, not a curated record.
UGGAAGCGUUUCGGUUCGCUGUCGCUUCAAAUCAUCGAUCCUAGGCAGUGUCAAGCAAAAACCAAAAACCAAAAAAAAAGAAAAAGUAAAAUAACCCAGAAGGGCCUGUCCCAUUCCAUUACUACCCGAAGUGGUUGGUUUCCCGUUCGGUGGUUGUUCGCGUGUGUGAAUUCUGACGGUGAAAUACUGGUGCGUGCGUGUGUGACCCCUCUCAUUCUCGCUGCCCUCAUUCCGGUGACGGAAAAGGAUACCGCAAAAAAGACCGCCCACCUUCUUCCCGGCGCGAUAAGCGCGUGAGUGAGUAGGAAACAAAACAAACAAAACACACGACGACGACCCACCUGGUUAAAGUGGUUUAGUUUUUUGUUUUCGUUUGAUUUUUUCAUCGUUCGGUUCGGCUUGGUCAGCCAGAGUUAAUCGAUUAAUGCCUGGCACGAGGAAGCCAAAAACCGAGUGAGCCGUGGUGUGAGGUAAAGGAUAAAUUAUGUCAGGAUAACUGGAUUACUCGCGGUUCGCUAAGCUGCUACUGCUGCUCCAUUCCAGUGUUCCAGUUGUGCAAAGUGUCGAAAAAUUGUGCAAGGGAUAGUGCGAGUGGCACGGAGUGAACGUGCAGAGUGAAGUCCAGUGCCACUAAAUUGAGUAGAGUGAUUAUCUGCAGUGGGAUGGAAUGGCCUCUCGUACAUCAAUGUAAAUUACUGUGAUUGGUUUAGUUUGCGGUCGGGUUUCAGUUCAUUGAUCAAUGAAUAAUUGAAAUGGGCUCGAUUUCGCUGUACCUUUUUCCGAUGAGUUUAUGAGUUAAAUUGUUGACGUAAUAACAGGAGAAAAAAAAGUUUAUUUUUUUAUGAAACAAAGUUGAACGAAUCACAGGAUUUCAGUGGCUACCGGAAAAGUGAAUUGAUGAUGUGCCGAUGCCAACCAAAAAAAAAAGGCCUGCCGUGCAACGAAACACACAACCGUUUUGGUGAAAAGUGAACAUACACAAAUAAUAAUAGUGCAAACAAAAAAAAAUUCGGAAGCACUAGCGUUUAAUUAUGGUAAUUGAAAAGUGGUUCGCGGGGGGUGCGAAUUGACACGUGCAAACAGGUGGAACAAAUUGAAACCCCGAAACAUUCACGAACAACGAUCAUCGGCUGUAGAGAGCACAAAGCCUACAUGUCGAGAACGCUGAAUGGGAGCGCACCCAACAAGCGGAAAUUGGUACCGUCCUAGUCGCCGUCGUCUCUGCCGUGGUACCCGUGGACCCCAGCCAGCCAUCCGAAGUGACCGGGCUAUUGUCAGUGAAGUGGGCACAGCAAAUCGCCACAGUGAAUUAUUCAACCUGCUGCUCCAACAUAAACAGAUGUUUUCUGCAUGUGUCACUUCUGGCAGCUCCAACCGUGUGAUGCUUAACAUAGUAGGCUGGGCGUUUGUUUGUUUGCGAAUGCGGCCGGGUGCUCUGUCAAAGUGGCAGUGGAUGGUGGCCCGAUUGUAGGUGGAUAUUAGAUAAACAACUCUCGGAAGGAUCUUGCAUAUUCUCCAUUUCGGAAACGGAUUUCGGUGCCCCCCCCGUCUAAACCAGGCGAACCACAACGGGAAGAGAUUCAGUUUAAUCAACCACGACGCAUAAAUCGGGUGUCGCCGCAUUUUACAUCCGUCGGCGGUGGAAGAAGUGGAAGUGGAGACCAACUUGGAACUCUGGUGAAUGAAUAUUCAAAAUAAGAAGAAAAAAGUAUACGUGUAGAACCCAGUAGCAAAAAUAUACCGAACCCUAAUGGAGCCCUAAUCAACCGUGGAGGAUUGGAAGGAUUUGCGGGACCUUUUCGGGUUCGGUUUGAAGCGCACCCGAAAGGUUUGCCUAGUGUUUCCCGGGAUAUGUUUUAGAGAGAGAGAGAAAGAGCGAAAAAAAAGGAAAACUCCUAAUGGAUCCGUUGCUAUGUGAUUGUGCUGCCAAUCUAUCCUGGAAACAAAGUUUUCCCAUCCUAAAGUGAGGUAGAUUUAUAAAUAUCUUCUUUUACGCAUUCAAGAAAAGCCGCAUUUCGAUCGAAUCGUGAGCGGACGACGGAUCCGGAACGGAAAACCCGCAGCGACAAACGCAAUCGAGGUACAAAUGAAAAUUGCACGGAAAUGUGUUCGCUAACAGUGGCGGUGAGAAAACGUAAGAAAAAAUACCAUUAAUUUUCGGCUGGAUAAGAAAAACAAAGCCUCUAACCCUAGGCGCAAAACCCCAAGGUCGCUGGGACCUUUCCGAGUUCUAUGCCGAGGGGUCAGAGAAAGAAAGCAUCACAUUAAAUCAUUGCUGAAGUCGUUGUGAAUGUGAUUUCCGUCGUUGUUUGUGUUCAUUUUUGUUCACAUCGUUCGGUAAGAAAGUGUGUUUGUGUAUAAGAAGAAGAAAGAAAAGAAAAAAAAAGUGCGCUAGUAAAGAAGCAGAAAUCUGCCAUUCUGAGUCACGUGAAGAAAGCAUAAUGGCGAGAUACGUGACAAAGCAGAAUUAUUAUUUAUGGUACAUCGUUUGUCUAGUUGGAAUGCUGGAACUGGGCGAUGUCAGCCGGGGGAGUGCCCAAGGCAGUGCUCUUGUGGAAGCCAGUUCCGUCAUUGGCGAUGAGAAUGGUCCACUAUUUGAAGUACAAACAGCGGUCGGACUGGACGUAUCGCUGCCGUGCGAUCUGCUGCCGACGACGAUGAUGAUGAUGACCGACAAGGUGACCCUGGUCAUCUGGUACAAGGAAGGCAACAGCAAGCCAAUUUACUCAUUCGACGCCCGGGGAAAAAGUCUCCAGCAGGCGAUCCACUGGUCGGACGAGGCAGUGCUCAAAUCGAAAGCGUACUUCUACUAUGAAACCAACCCGCCGGCGCUCCGGAUAAAGAACAUCAAACAGGAGGAUGCCGGUUUGUACAGAUGCCGAGUGGAUUUUCAAAAGUCGCCAACGAAAAACUGCAGGAUAGAUCUGGACGUGCUGGUUCCGCCGUCGAAGGUAACCAUCCUGGAUGAGCUGGGGGCGGCCGUCCAAAACAAUCUGGUCGGACCGUACCGGGAAAAUGCCGACAUCAACCUCACCUGUGUGUCCAGCGGGGGCAUCCCGACGCCGAAGGUGACCUGGUGGAAGGAACAUGCCCUGCUGGAUGAUUCCUUUGUGGUGCUACCGGAUGGGACGGUUAAAAAUGUUCUCUACCUGGAGAAGCUGUCUCGCGGCGAUUUGCAUUCGAUUUACACGUGCCAAGCCAGCAACGGACAUGUUGUGCCACCGCUUUCCACUGCUGUCAAAUUAGAUAUGAAAUUGCCACCACUAUUCAUCAGCAUGCAGGGCCUGCGGGAAAGCCUAACGGCCGGGAUCAAGACACAGGUCUCCUGUCUAACCGCCGGCAGCCGACCGGCACCGAGCAUCGUGUGGACCAAGGGAACAUCCAUCAUCCGGGGUUCGUCACAAACGACAUCCAACGAUGGAAACGUGACCGUUUCGGAGUUGGUCUUUGUGCCCGGCCCGGAAGACAAUGAAAAAUCAAUUACAUGCUCAAUUAGCUAUAACGAAUUCGUGGAAACAGCGAUCCAUCUCAAGGAUUCCCAGGUGCUGGACGUUAAGCAUGUACCGGUGAUUUCGCUGUCGCUCGGGGCGCCACUCAACUCCCAGAAUCUGAUGGAGGGCUCCGACGUGUACCUGGAGUGCGACAUCAAAGCGAAUCCGCCGGCGAAAAAGAUCGAAUGGUUUCAUAACAACAAACUGCUACAAUCAGCACGCGGCAUAAUCAUCUCCAAUCAGACGUUGGUCCUGCAGACCAUCACGAAGGCGACCCACGGCGAGUACAUGUGCAGGGCGGCCAACACGCUCGGAACGGUCAACAGCAAUCAGCUCUAUUUGGAUAUCAAAUAUCCACCGGUUUGUAAAUCCGAGGCACAAAUAAUACGUGCCGCUGUGAAGCAAACAGUUAACAUCACUUGCGAUAUCGACGCUAAUCCGAUGCCCAACCUGCUCUUCAGGUGGCAAUUUAAUAACUCACUGGAAAGCUUACUGGAGCUGCCGCCCUACACGAAUGUGGAAUCGGAGUCCCAUCACCAGCUGGCCCUGGCCGAAUCUGAGCUGGCAUCCCACGGGGACCAUCCCCAUCACCAUCACCGUUCUUCGUCGUCUUCAUCUUCUCCGGCUGCGUCUUCAUCCUCCGGUAGCAGCAGCAGCCAUAAUCUUCUGGUCGGACCGAAUCUUGAGGAAAUGGUACGUCGGAAACUGGAACGGCAGCAGCAACCCCCGAAGGCGCCUCUGGUCGAUGGUCAGCUGUACAUGUAUCGCAUCGAGUCAUUCACCAACUUCGGAACCAUCACCUGCACGGCAAGCAACACGUACGGCCAGAGUGGCCACUGUCUCUAUCAUAUUCUGGUGGCAGAUGUACCUGAUCCAAUUAAAAGUUGCACAAUAUCAAAUGUGACCGCUUACACGGUACACGUGUCCUGCAUCGCCGGCAAGGACGGGGGUAUUCCGCAGCAGUUCCACGUUGACAUUUUUGACGAACAUUCGAAAAAGCUGCUCUUCAGUAUCACUUUCCACGGUUCCGAGAUGCUGCUGAAAAAGCUCCCCAGUGACACAAAGUUCAUCAUCAAGAUCACACCGUUCAAUCUGCAGGGCACGGCACCGACCAGCUACCGUGUCAAAGCUCAAACCCUACCGGCUCCACUGCUGCGUACCGCACCCUCGAAGGCAGUCCUGGUUCAGCUGACACCGCUUCUGGGAGCAUUGGUUGGUGCCGCCAUCACACUCUUCCUCGUCGCCAUUUGUAUUAUCAUUUUCGUAAAAUUCAAGACGAAGAAAAAGCAUCACCCGGCGGCAACAACCGAACAGGACAAAGGCAGCGCCGAACCGUUGAGCCGGAACAUCGGAAGUCACAGCAGCAUCGACGAUAAGAACCCGGACGUGAUACCGCACGAGAACAGCGAGGACGACGACGAGAAGCAGUUCGAGCGGUUGGCCUUGGACACCGAACGGCUGAAGUUCACCCAGCCUACUGUGAACUUUUCGCCGACGCAUCUGUCGCCCACCACCGGGAAUGGACUGAAAAAGCAGUUCGGUGAACUAUCGCUGACGACGAACCCGAGCUAUGCGAUCUACAAUUCGCCGGUGCGGAGCGUUUACAGUAGCACCUGUAACCCGGCCGGUGCGACGUUGACGACGACGGCCGUGCUGCCAGUGCGGACGACUUCGCCGAACAUCUACACGAGACUGCCUUUGCGGGAUUUCACACCCGGUACGUAUGACAGCAUGCUCAGCACGUCCCAAACGUCGUCGUCGUCCGGUGGUGGCAGCGGUUAUGCCACGUCCCAAAUCUACACCGCCAAGAUGCCACUGCUGACCACGAACUAUGCCGAGCUGGCAUCACUGGACAAAUGAUAGCAAUCGGUGGGAUGCGAUUUCGCCGAAUCGACUUCCAUGACCACCAUCGCUCCAGAGGAUGAAGGUUCAAACCCAACCAAACACACACGUAUAUAAAAAGAGAGAGAGAGAGAGAGAGAGAGAGAGAGAGAAAGAGAAAAGCAGUGUCCACCAUUGGUCAAUUCGAACUCAUUCAAAACCUUCCAAUGGGCAGCUUCUUGCCAUAGGAGUACAUACAAUAACUCGCCAUUAAUUUCAUCUUGCGCAUCAAACUAGUUAGGAAGCCGUAGGUAAGCUUUUUUAAACAGAACAAAACAGAAAACAAAAACAGAGUACUGUACAUAGUUAGAGUUUCAAUUUCGGCACUAGCUGUAGAUUAGCUAAAUUAUUGUUAAAGCGGAAAGAAAAAUUUUGAAAAGGCACCCCAUAGUAAAGUAAGUCGUAUUCACGACAAAAGGGGUAAAAUUGAGAAAGAAAAAAUUGCUAACAAAAUCAUCAUGCUACAACAGGCGAAUUGUCAAACAAUUCGCCUGGUUUUUUUUAUGGUUAGUCCGCGCAGCCCCGCUCGCCUCCUUCUUCCGAGCAAUGUGAUUUCGGUUAGUUUUCAGAACCUUCUCCUAGUGACGGCAGAGGCCACCACAAAAACUUGUGUAAACACCCAGGGCAGAAGAAUCAUAUUAUAUUCGUUGUUAUCAACGCCUACCUAGUUUAAGUCAACACAGAUAUAGAUCCAGUGCGUAUCGAAAUCCUUUAUUUACACUAGGGCAUCUACGGUGUGUUUUUACCCAGCCUGCUGUUUGAAUUGAAUGUUGAAUUGAAAAUAGAAAAGAAAAAAAACGAUAGAUACGAUUAUUUCGUGUUUUUGUUUGUCCUAUAAUCUUCGGUCAAGAUAUUCGUUAUCAAGUGGUAGGCUAUAGCGAAACGAAACGAAACGAAUGAGUAAAACGGAACACUAAACAGGGAAUAGUUCAAUAAAUUCACACUAACAAAACAGAAAAUAAGAUGAAGAAAAACAAAAAUACAAAUAUCUCACCAGGAAACAGACAAACCGACACCCGAACGACACGGAAAGUGGAAAGGCGAGGGCAAGUCAAUAAAAGUAACCAACUUCAUAUCAAUUCAUAUCAAUGAUGAGAAAUGAAUAAACAGCUGGUAGAGUAAUGAGUGUGUUCGGUGGAUAGACAAACGUCUAUGGGUUUCUAGUGUUUGAACUUGCGUUUUUAUGACAUGAUUUUUUACUAUCGAGGGGCAACAAAACUGGAACUGGAAUAUUACUCUCUUCAUCCUAUGUAGCAAUGGCAAGCGCCAAGUUCUUUCUCAUGAGAAUUGACAUUUUUAUCCCAUCUUAACGGUAAUACUCGAGAAAUAGAUACCAUACUGUCAUCGCUCUUUAUUUACCUUGGCUUAAAUUGAAAACAUCAAGGGGUGAGUUUACGGUUCGUUUACGAUGUCGUAAUCGCUCCAAAGUGCCAUACUUUGUCAAUAUUAUCUCGAUCGAGUCGACAGCUCAGCUCAGCUCCUGCCUGCAUCCGCUUGGUUUGUGUGAGUGUGAGUGUGGGUAAAGCCAGCUAUUCUUAGGUGAUGGACAAAGACCCAAUUCACCGGGGAACCGCUCGAGGGCGGCUGUAAUUGCCCCCACCCGCGAAACAAAACAGAGGGGCUUUGGUUGCACACAUGCUAUCAAAACGGGGUUACCACCGGAGGUUGGCAGGCAGAUCUUGCUGAGCACACAAACACAACAGCAGAAGGUAACCGAAAGGUAUACGGUCGAAUCGUGGACUCUGGCACUGAGUACAGUAAUUUCAUCAACCGAUGACAAGCCGAUAAUUGCUACUGAGACUCUGCGGCAUCGCACGGCACGGUAUGGACGACGAUUCCGCCGGUUGUGGCAAACGUGAAAACAGAGCAAAUGUUACCCCGGGGAUGGACAACGGCACUGGAAAAACAUGUCCGCGGCAAACGAGCUAGGGUUUUAGGGCAGAUCAGCAGCGCGAAACGACCGUCAACGACUGGUUGUCGAAGGACGAAAUUUCAAUUGAAAUUAUGUUAGUGAACUCAGUCAUUACUUUGGGAAAUUUCAUUGACUUUUUUUAAAUGUAACAAGUCAAGACCCAUUUUCACGGGUAGCCUACUUCGAUUCGAUUCUGAAUGUGACAGAAAGAUCAGUUUUUGUGAUGAAAUGUAUAAAACUCGUAAAUUCACUCGAAAUGAGAACGUACGAAUAAAAUUCACAAUGUUUCAGCAACAUUAUUGUCAUUCCAAAGUAUUGUCAAUAUCGUCAACCCAAUUGACAUGGUAACUUGUGUUCGUGGCUUUCGAGAAAAUCACGCGUUUGGAAUUUUAAAUAUUGCAAAUCAAUAUUGAAAUAUUGCGAGAAGCGUUAACUGCAUAAUAGGGGAGACCGGGGCUAGUUGGCCGAACGGCCGAAUGGCGAAGUAGCUUUUCUGAAAAGGCUAUUAUGCGCAGUGGCGACAUCUAUAAUGAUUUUGAUGGAGCAUUAAGUCACUUAGGCACCGACGUAAUUUUAGGUGUUUUUGUGUUGUCGUUUGUGCAGGAGUGCGUGUUUUCUUUUUUCGGCACUGAUGAGUAAAUUCUAUUUUUGUAAAGUAAUACACAGUACCGUAGUGAGGGUGAGACGAGUUGAUUGUUGUUGCAGUGGCGUACCGAGGAAAUUUAGCGUUUGGGGCGUAAUAAGAUUUGCCGCCCUAUCGCCCAAGUCAUCUUUCCGGAGAUGGAGUUCAGCUGUUUAUUUUUUGCUCACUAACUAGCUUGCUUCAUUUAGAAUUGGAACAAACUUUUGCUCAUAUUGUGGCGCUCCUGGUGGACGGAUUUGGAAGUUCUUGGCGCCCACGUGUCGGUAAUUUUGUCAACUUAACGUAUGAUUUUUGAUAUUCCGCAAAUCGACUGUACUUUGUAAACAAUCAACAUGGAAGCCGAAAGAAGGGAAAAAAAUUGUGCACAAUUAUUUGGAAAAUCCAUUGUGGUCUGCAUCUAGGCUAGCUAAACAGCUGAAAUUGCCCAAAAAUACCGUAUGGCGCGUUAUCAAACGGUAUAAGGAAACAUUGAAGCCGAAUCGGGACCCUCAAGCCAAUCGUCGGAGUGGAACUGUCGACCGGAAACUGCGUGGUAAGAUUUUGAAGACGAUUAAGAGGAAUCCUAAUCUGUCGGACCGUGAUUUGGCCAGAAAAUUCGGUGCUGCCCAUAGUACCGUGAGGAGAAGUCGACUCCGGGAAGGAAUCAAGUCGUAUCGAGCUAGCAAACAGCCAAAUCGGCCCAUAAAACAGAAUUGUGUGGUAAAAAUUCGUGCUCGGAAACUAUAUGACCAGGUGUUGACCAAGUACGACGUUCACGACGACCAAGUGUAUUCUGGUGGACGAUGAAACCUAUGUCAAGGCUGACUUCGGGCAAAUCUCAGGUCAAAAAUUUUACUUGGCAAUGGCUCGGAGGGGGGGUGUUCCAGCCAAAUUUAAAUUGGUUUUUAGACGACAAAUUUGCAAGAAAAUUUACGAUUUGGCAGGGCAUUUGCAGCUGUGGCAAAAAAACGAAAGUUUUCGUUACAAAUAAGACAAUGACAUCGGAACUAUACCAAAAAGAGUGUCUCCAAAAACGAAUUUUGCCGUUCAUUCGAUCCCACGAUCAUGUUUUGGCCAGAUUUGGCAAGCUGUCUUUACAGCAAAGUCUUUUAAGAAUGGUAUGCAGAGAAAGGGGUCCAGUUUGUUCCGGAAAAAAACCUUAACCCACCCAACUGCCCCCAGUUCCGCCCUAUUGAGAAGUACAGGGCAAUCAUGAAGAGGAGCCUCAAGGCAAAGGGCAAGGUUGUCAGUCAGAUGACAACCUGGUGGAAUAAGAUAGCUAAAACGAUGGACGAAGAAGGUGUGCGCCGCCUAAUGAGCCGCGAUACAGGAAAAAUUCUAUCAUUCCUUCGAAACCGUGACGAAUAAUUUUAUCCGUAUUUUUUCUUAAAAGUAUGAAGAAAACGCAACAUUUGUAUGAAAAAAAUCUUGAAUUCAAUAAUAAAUAACUGAAAUACUGGCAAUUGUCUUUGUUCCAAUUUUAUCUGAAGCAAGCUUUAAACAGUGAGCAAAAAAAAAACAGCUCCAUCUCCCUCUCCGGAAAAAUGACUUGGGCGAACAAAAAAAGGUUUCAAGGUUUGAUUUGCCGCGCCCCUAAAAACGUUGCACCCGAGGCGAAUGCUCUCGUCACCCCCCCCCCCCCCCCCCCCCCCGCCCCUUUCCCAUUGUCAAUUUCUUCAAAUUAUUUUCGAGAUUACACUGGAUCUCGGUGUUUUAGGCAAUUCAUUUGGCAUAAAUUUACAUUUGGCAUAAAAAUUUCUCAAACCUCAAAAUUUUCCUGAGUUAUAGAGUCGAGUUUUUUUUUUCAAAGAAAUUUUGAAAUUUUAGAUCUUCAUUCAAGAAAAAACUACAAGGAUGUGCCCCAUGUGGUUGUUCGAGCUAUUGAUGUGGAACAAGUUUGUUUUACGAGGAUUUUCGAAGCUAUACUGUUUUAUAUGCGGAUUCCCGAAGUUACGCGGUGCGUAUCUCCCGCGUAACAGAAGACUUCAGUGUUAUAAGAACCAACAUCGAACACGCGAACCCGGACUCUGUUUGCUUUGAUCCGUGUUUGUCUUGUAUCCGAUGAAAUUAUCGAUAUUACAUUAAUAGCCCAAAUAUAUGCAAUUAUAACUACGUGCAUACUAGCGUAACGGAUUUCGAUGUUUAUGCUUCUUUUCGCCAGGCUUGUAUUCAAGUUUUGCAUGCAUGCAGUUAUUUUUAUAGCAUUCAGUUCUCUACUAUUAUCACCAUUCUGCGAUUUCGAUAAUAAAUCCAGUUCAUCUUAUUUAAAUUAGAAAUUAAUCUUAAGCACUCAAAAUCUACCUUGAGAUUCUUGCAAAGUGUCAUAACAAAGCAUUUUAUCCAAACUCGCAUGACACAAGAUCAAAGCAAACCAAUAAAAGCUUCAAACCGUUUUAUGGCACAUUUUGUCUUGCUGUCUAGCAACAACCUACCUCUAGCGUGCUACGCGUAGGACUGAAACGUUAGUUAUAACUUCCCUUCUAUUUAUAGAUUCGCGUGCUUCCAACAGCUUCGCUUUUGCAUCGAUUGACCAAUCAGAGUGAUUCUUUCCCUUUGAUAAUCUUACUCCUUCAAAAACCGUCGUCUAUGGCAGAUUUUUAUCAGACAAAGUAUGACACUGGUAGCUAUUAAUCAAAAUUUCAAUCAUACAUAAUUGAAAAUACGUGUCUUGAUACAUUCAAAUCGAAACUUAGAAAUAUUUCCAAUCAAAUGGUGAAAUAAUAUUAAUAAUUGAUGCAAAAUUGGCAUCAAUGCAUGUGAGCUGUAAGUGUUUAAAACCUGGCCACAUUUCUACGUGUAUUUUUCCUUAAGUUUCUACUUUGCACCCCUAUAUAGAAAAUAAAGAUGUGUUCCGCAUCAAAAAAAAAUUUUUUUUCUAGUUUUAGUUCCCGAAGUUUUAAAUUCUAAGACAUUUGGUAUAAAAAAUACCAUACCGUUCUAAGAUAAAAUUCGUAAAAAUUUUGGUGUACAGUCGAGAAAACAAUUGCAUUUUUAGUCCUUAUAAACAUCGCAUGACUUUCAUAUCUCGACAGCGGGAGCGACUCUUUUUGGGAAAAGUAUUAUUUUACUCUGGUUUGCCUAUCCAGAACGAGCCAAAAUUGUUUAAUACAAUCAUUCUAACUCUCUACCAUCGGAAAUAUGUUUAGCUAUUUCCGAUCAAAAUUUCAGUAGUAGGAGAAUCGUAAAUAACAAAAAAAAUUUUUUUUGGUCCUAGUUCAGAUUUCAGCUCUGGAACUCGGGUUCAAUACCGUCAACCCAAUUGACAUGGUAACUUGUGUACGUACACAGAAAAAAAUUAUUAAUUUUACAAGUGACAUAAUUUUUUAAACGAUACAAUUCAUAACUACUUAACUUCUCGAAUGACACAAUAUUCCAUUCGUACAGAAAUUUACUGGCUCCGAAUGUAAUCUGCACUCGGCUAGCAAGUGAGACUAUAUGAAUUUAUAAGCACGAUUUACCAGCCAAGCAGAUAUGUGCUUCUGUGGCUCAGUCGACUAACUGGUGUGCUUUGUGAUCUAAUGUUUUUCGGUUCAAGUCGCGUUGUUGAUGUCGAUCUUUUCAUUUUUAUUCCUUUCGUUUUCAAGGCAUGUAAUUUUCAAAUCACACAAUUUUUCAUGAUCUUCAUAAAUUUGUGUGAAAUAUGACGCUUCAUUUAUGUGCAUCUGAUAAGAUGUAAAAUCACAAGAAUUUUUCGAACUGUGUUCAUAUAGCCUUUUCGAAAACACCAAACUGUUGUGCACUUCUCGUACGACUAUAAUACGACCUUAAUAACAGGCAUCGGUGGCGAUUGUCGUGAACAGCAAUCUCUAUAUACUAGAACGGAAGCGGAGGUUUGCAAAACAAAAACUAAAUAUUAUUAUAAUUACUUCUUGAACGCACUUGACGAUGAUAUAUCAGUAACUGAAGUUUCUAACUUCCUAAAAUUAGUUUUAGGAUCCUAGAUAGUGUUUCGAAAUUAGGAGAGUUUCAAAAUUGCAUUUUUAAUAUAAUCAUGAUCGGUCGUGCCCCAUACACACACAGAAAAAAAUUAUGAAUUUUACAGGUAAUAUAAUUUUACAAACGAUACAAUUCAUAACUACACUCUUAGAAAAAAUGAAAUUUACGCUUGACGAAAAUUCAAGCAUGCCGUAAUUUCUUCGGCGAUGACACAAUAUUACAUCUCCUAACAUGUAAAAAUAAACUUUGCGUCUGUAUCGAUGUAAGCUUAAGCUACAUUAACUGUGAAGUUACUGAUAUGACUCAUCUUUACUGAAUUGUGAAUGUAAGUGAAUCGCGAUGCUCCAUUUAUGUGCAUCUAUAAAGAUGUAAAUUUUUCUUAGUGUGUACUUAACUGUUCAAAUACCGCAAUAUUCCACUCGUACAGAAUUUUACAGCCUCUCAAUGCAAUUUGCACCCGGUUACCAAGUGGCACUGUAUGGGGUUAUAUGCAUCAAUGAUUCGUCAAGUAGGUAUGGGAUUCCAUGGUUCAGUCGAUUAACUGACGUGCUUUGUGAUCUAAUGUUUUUCGUUUUGCGAGAAUGUUGGAAAAUAACUAUCGAACUGCCAAAAAUAAACAUGCUCUCGAGCAAAACUAAAUCUAAUAACUACACACCAAAAAAAAUGAAUAAUACAGGUGUCUUAAUUCCUCAUACGAUGUAAUUCAUAAAUACCUAAUCUGUCAAACGACGGAAAAUUUCAUUUGUAAUGACUUAAUGUUAGAUUAGCUUGAAUUUUACUGGUUUUGACUGUAACUUGCGUUCUACUAGCAGGUGUGACUGUAUGCAUUUAAAUGCUCCUUUUACCAGCCAUGCAGAUGUGUGCUUCUGUGGCUCAGUCGAUUAACAGACGUACUUGCGAUCCAAUAAUUCUCGGUUCAAGUCGCGACGGUUGCUAUUAUUAUUGUUGUUUUUUUUAUUUUAACGAAUUUCAUGUCAUGGAAUUUUAGACACAAUAUUAAAUGUUCUUCCACGUGAAUUUGCGUGAACUGCGACGCUCCAUUUAUGUGCAUCUAAUAAGAUGUAAAAUCACAGGGAUUAUUUUAAGUGUGUACAAACUACUAACUGCUCGACUGUCAAAUUUGGACGGAAAAUUUAAAUAAUUCGUGAGAUGGUCCACAGCCUCCGUGUUAAUAGAAAUACUUAAAAAGGGGUCUAAAUAAACUAUGUUUUUUUAACAAGAGGAUAUUACAAGUAAACCCUGUCAGCUUGGAGCGAAUCUUCAGUUCAGUAACGCCAUCGCACGGCAUCACAUUGAACAUAGUAUGUCAAUUGUAUGGAUGCGCACGAAUUUGACAUUUCUCUUAACUACUUGUGUGUACAAGAUUCGAUGCGGAUUCGCCUGAGUGCGUUGCCAAUGAUUUGUUAAAUAAAGGGUGUUGCCGAUGAUUUUUUCGAGAAAUGGGAGAGAUGGAUACCUUCUUAUUAUGAUGUCUUUGCAAUGUACUAUUUGUGUUGAAAGUAAGUUUAGCAUAUUGCUUUGAAAGUCAUGGUCAUGGUGUCCUUAGCUUUGAAAGUCAUGGUGCCAUGAACUCUCAGUUAUUACAGAUACACAAGCGGAAAUGCGAUACAAUGAAUCUCAAAUGUCUUUACCGGAUGAACGAUAGGAAAGGAACUGGUUGUUCUUCGCAAAGUGGUUCAAAGGAACAAUUUCACUAGAAAGAGAUAGUUUGCAUACUCGAGUUCAGUCUCUGAGGUGUAUUUUUCACAAAUUCGUACUGCAAUGCUAGAUAUUUACCUUGCCUCAGGUAAAACUAAGCUGAACAAUGUUUCUGAUUUGGUUGACUGGAUUUGGAAGUAUUUUUUUUUUAAUGAACACACACACAAAAUAAGAAUCACUUGAAUCUCAAAAUUCACUUGAUUAUCGCAGAGAUCCCGAAUAUGUACGUCUCAUCGAUUCGACUAUUAAUGAAAAAAGUGAGAUAAUGCUUAUAUAAUACGAUGGUAGAAGUUUCGUAUAGAUCGCUGCAAGAUAGAUGACAGUUAAGACCUAUGGUUCGAAACUCCGCAUGGCCAAAAUUGCACUGUUAAGCUGUAAUCAUUUCGUAAGAAUUUCGGGAAUCAUUAAAACCGGAAAUAUCUUGUUGUUUGUUUCCGUAAUAGCUGGAUCAUAAAAUGCUCAUUAAAAACUAAAUUUCAAAUCCCGUAAAACUGCAUAAUCAAACUUACAGUACUACAUUAUGGUUAUCAUAAAACGAAACCUAUGUAAUCAAUUUCAUAGGUAUGGUGAACUUUGUAAGGCACUUUUAGCAGCAUGUUAGGUGAUAGAACCGGGAAAUACGUUUAACUCCUCAAGUUUGAAAGUUCAUAAUUGUCUAAAUCAGUGAUUCCCAAACUGGUCCCUACAGCCCACUAGUGGGCAUUAGUUCAUUUUCAGUGGGUAGUAAACUCAAAAUUGUUUACAGGUGGGAAAUGAUUCGCAAAAUGUGGGCUUCGGCACUUAAAAAAAUCCAAUCUAUCAGUUGCAAAAAUGAUGUGACUAAUGAGAUUUGUGAGAAAGGAAACGAAAGUAAGAAGAUAAAAAUUUAAGUGCUGUUACGACCAAGAAUUCAUCAAAUAAGAAUGAGUGUAAAUAGUCUCAAUGUUUCAUUAGAAAUUCAUAUCAUGUCUAUAUUCCAAAUUGAAUUCAUACAAAAUACAGCAAAAUAAUCAGGUCUACGUUCAGAAUUAUUUUCAAAGGUCAAAUCCAAAAUCUGGUUCAGAAUCCUCAGGUCAGAUCCAGAAUUCAGAUUCAUGUUCGGAAUUCACACCCAGAAUCCUACUUCUUGGUUCAGAAUUCAAGUUCAGAUCUAAAAUUUCUGUCAGGAAUUUAGACCCAGAACUUAGGCCUGCGACCAGAACUUAUGUCCAAAACACACGAAAACCUAUGUAUUCUUGUCAGGAGUUCAUGUCUAUAACUUAUGUCCAAAAAAGCAGGCCUAAAAUUCGGAUCCCGAUUUUCGCUCAAGAAGCCAGGUUCAUGUUCUGAAACUAGGUUCAGAAUUCAGGUCCAGAAUUCAGGUGGGGAGUCAAGGUUUAGGAUCUAGUUUCAGGUUCAAAAAUUCUGUCAGAAGCUGAUCCGGGGUCAGAAUUCUGGCCCAGAACCUAAGUCCAAUAGGAGGUUGAAAAUUAAAUUCCAGAAUCCAGAUGCAGAAUUCAGGUUCAGAUAAAAAAUCACUGUCAAUAAUUUUGAUUAAAAAUCUGAGUCUGAGUCCCAAUUUUUAGGUUCAGAAUUCAGAUUCUGCACUCAGAUCACAAAUUCAUGUUCAGUGGUUAGGUCAAGUUACUCAAUUCAGAUCCAGUUUCUGAGUUCCAAUUAUAGUACGGAUUCCUGGUCUGGAAUUCAGAUCUUGGCUUAGAAUCCAUGUGCAGAAUCCAGCUCCAGAUUCAGAAUUCAAAUAAAGUAUUCUAUAUCAUUUUCAGAAUACAGAAUCAGAAUGCAAGGUCAGAACGCAGGUCCAGAACACAGAUCCAGAAAUCAGGUCUUUAAUGAUGCUUCAAAAUUUUGGCCUAGAAUCCAAUUCCAGAGUUAUGUUUCUGAAUCCAGCUUCAGGUUCAGAACACAAAAUCAGGAUCAAGUUCCAGGUCUAUAUUCCAAAUUGAAUUCAUGCAAAAUACAGAAAAAUAAUCAGGUCUACGUUCAGAAUUCAGAUGGUCAGAAUUAUUUUCAGAGGUUGAGUCCAAAAUUUUGUUCAGAAUCCUCAGGUCAGAUCCAGAACUCAGAUUCAUGUUCGGAAUUCACACCCAGAAUCCUGUCUCUUGGUUUAGAUCUAAAAUUUCUGUCAGGAAUUUAGACCCAGAACUUAGGCCUGCGAUCAGAACUUAUGAUUCUGAUGUGUUCCUAGUAUCUCUGUCAAAUUUGUUGAGUAGAACUCUUGGUUGAAAUCCUGAAUCCAGCUCCAGAUUUAGACCUGAAACCUUCAUCGAGAGUUCAAGCCAAGAAAUCAGGUUCAGAAUCUUUGUCAGAAUUCUGAUUCCAAAACCAUGUCCAGAUUCAGUAUUCAGAUCCAGAAACCUUGUCGGAUAUCCAACUGCAGGGUCCUGGUUCAGAAUCUUGGUCUAGGUUUAGAAGCUCUAUCAAUAAUUUAGGUUCAUGUUUAGAAUUGAGGAAUCCUAGAGAACUCAGGUCCAGAAUCCAAUUCAGGCUCACAGUUCAAGUGCACAAUAGGAUCAAAGUUUAGUUUCGGAAGCUCUGUCAGAAGUUCAGAAAACAGAAUUCUGGCGCAGAAUCCAGGUCCAGAAUCUAGGUUAUGGUCUCUGUCAGGAGUUCAGAUUCACAAUCUAACUUCAGGUCUAGAAUCCAGAUACAUGUUGCGAAUAUAAGUACUGAAUUCUGCUUCAAGUUCAGAAUCCAUAUUCGGAUAAAGAAUCUCGUUCAAUAAUCCAGGUUCAGAUUCAGUAUUCGGAUCCAGAAACCUUGUUCGAUAGUUCUAUAUUCUAAUCCAGUGUUCAGUACCAGAAUGCAGAUUUAGAUAUCGCUUAGUUAUUACUGGGUGAAAAGACUUGGGAGUUUUUCUAACAAUUAUAGAACCAAAUUUAUCACCAAAACUUAUUUUUUUUUGACGUAAUUUCUCCUGUGGAAAGUCGUCGCUUGAGAGUCGCAAAUGAACUGUUUGACCUUAAAUUAACUGUUUGAUUUAAAAUGUUCGUCUUCCACACAAGAAGUAAAACCAGAGCUAGAAAUGACUGCAGAAUGCAGAACUUAUUUCCAUUACCCAAUGAAAGGACGAUCUUUCAGACUGAUAAAAUGAAAACAAUGAAAUCCAAAAACUGGCAUCAUAAGCUUUCAGAGACAGUUAUAAAUCCAUCCGCAACCUUCUCCAAUCCAGGGAAAUCGUUCUGUCAACUGAACUACUGUGGAUGUUAUGAGACACAACGCAGGAGACUUCCGGUUAGAAAAGAACUGAAUGUGCACGGUCGGUUAAGUUCACAUUUUAGUUGAUCCCCUGUGAUUCAAUUUCGCACUCAAAAACUUCAUUCCUCUACCAGUCGAUUUUACUUUAUUUCUCCGGUUGAGCAAUGAUAUGUGAGGUUUUGUUGUUGUUUUGCUUAGCCAAUGUUUGAACGAUUGGGAUUGGGAAGCAAAUUAUUUGUUGUAUCAUUUCUAUUUCAUACUUAAAUCUCGAGUUAACUGCAAAAAUGUUGAUUGUCGCUGAAUUGUAAAACUUCUUGGUGGGCAGUAGAACGAAUAGUAUAUUUAAAAUGGGCAUUCGACCAAAAAAGUUUGGUAACCAACGGUCUAAAUACAUGGAAAUAGCCGUGUUAAAUUUUUGUCGUUUUCGAUUGUUGUCGAUCUCAUCCCGAAACUUUCUCCCUAGCCACUGUCAAGUGGUACGGAUAAUGGGAUCAUUUUCAAAUACGAUCACAUUUUUUUAUCACAUUAAUCUAUCGUAUGGGUUGGACAUUACAUGGAUUCCAAUGAACAAUGAAAAAAUAUUCAACUUUCACCAUGAUUGAAUGUCUGUGUGUUUGGCAGCCUUGUCGAGUCAAUUUUAUUUCUCUUUCCUUUUCCAGAAUGCUAUCAGGAAACCAAAGCGAAAAAAAAUGGUGGAUGCAUUGAAACUGAUUUUGUUUCACAGAAAAAUACAAGACUUUAUUUUUAUCGCGGUAACAUAUAUGUUUUUAUGUACUAGUCGCAUCUAAACUAAAUUAUCUAGACUUUGUCACGGUAGAUUUAUAAUAAAAGCUUUCAAAGCCGAGAUAUUCGAUGAACAAGUAGAGGUAUGCAUUUCCGAGCGUUCCAAUUUUCAGCAGUUCUUCAGUCAGAAAAAAAUACAACACGACCGCUAAACUCAAUGAAUCAUUCUGAAAUAUUCUCAACUAAAUUUCGUAGACGUUGUCAGGUGGGUUUUUCAAUAUUCUGUACCGUUUCCAAGUAAAAUUAAUUAGAAACGGGAAAAGAGCAAAAAACCUACCACUUUACGGUACUGUCCUCAGCCCUUAAGUAAGUUCUCUUGCGAAAAUGACAGUAGCUUCUCUAAAUCUUUCAAGCCUUCUGUAUAUCGCAUUAGUUCCAGUAUUGCUCACCUCAUAGGUGAUAAAAAGUGAUAAUACAAGUACUCACCGUUUCUGAUAUUUCUCCGUAGGUAAUACUCGACCAAUAAAACGAUUUCAUUUGAUUUCUCCACUUUCAUUUAUUCCAUAACCUGCGAAACGAAGGUUGAACCACGCAAAAUAAAAACAUUCACUCUGGCGAACCCACUCCGUCACCACAAAAACACUUAACAGCUAUGUUUAUUUUAAACUUGAAACUGAGAUCGAAUAAACAGAUUGCAAUUUUCCUUUUCUGAUAAAACAAACAGUAAUUAACCUCCUACCUAUCCACUGGUUCGGGGGCCGAGCGAGCGGCAGCUUGACGGAAAUAUGAAACUUGCUCGGCCAUUGUCAGUGACUACUGCGAUCGUAUCGAACUCUAGAAAACUGAACCGCUUGUGGCAAAUUUUACAGCAGGGAUGGAUGGAGAACGAUGACGAAAAUAGCUGUUGAAGAAGUUUCGAUGUUGGAAAUCGGCAAUCUUUUCUUAAGCUAAUAUCAAAAUAAAGGGUGAUUUUUUAAGAGCUUGAGAACUUUUUUAAACAAUAAAACGCAUAAAAUUUGCAAAAUCUCAUCGGUUCUUUAUUUUAAACGUUAGAUUGGUACAUGACAUUUACUUUUUGAAGAUAAUUUCAUUUAAAUGUUGACCGCGGCUGCGUCUUAGGUGGUCCAUUCGGAAAAUCCGCUUUUUUAUCGACAAAUUUUGUUCAGCGAUGAGGCUCAUUUCUGGUUGAAUGGCUACGUAAAUAAGCAAAAUUGCCGCAUUUGGAGUGAAGAGCAACCAGAAGCCGUUCAAGAACUGCCCAUGCAUCCCGAAAAAUGCACUGUUUGGUGUGGUUUGUACGCUGGUGGAAUCAUUGGACCGUAUUUUUUCAAAGAUGCUGUUGGACGCAACGUUACAGUGAAUGGCGAUCGCUAUCGUUCGAUGCUAACAAACUUUUUGUUGCCAAAAAUGGAAGAACUGAACUUGGUUGACAUGUGGUUUCAACAAGAUGGCGCUACAUGCCACACAGCUCGCGAUUCUAUGGCCAUUUUGAGGGAAAACUUCGGAGAACAAUUCAUCUCAAGAAAUGGACCGGUAAGUUGGCCACCAAGAUCAUGCGAUUUGACGCCUUUAGACUAUUUUUUGUGGGGCUACGUCAAGUCUAAAGUCUACAGAAAUAAGCCAGUAACUAUUCCAGCUUUGGAAGACAACAUUUCCGAAGAAAUUCGGGCUAUUCCGGCCGAAAUGCUCGAAAAAGUUGCCCAAAAUUGGACUUUCCGAAUGGACCACCUAAGACGCAGCCGCGGUCAACAUUUAAAUGAAAUUAUCUUCAAAAAGUAAAUGUCAUGUACCAAUCUAACGUUUAAAAUAAAGAACCGAUGAGAUUUUGCAAAUUUUAUGCGUUUUAUUGUUUAAAAAAGUUCUCAAGCUCUUAAAAAAUCACCCUUUAGUUGUUGUUUUAAUUCUGAAAUCUUUAUUUUUUUCGCUAUUUUAAUGUAGGAACGACAGAAUAAUUGAAAGAAAAAAAAACGACAGUCUUUUACUGAAUCCACAAUAGACGUUUUAUAUCCACCAACAAAAACAGACAAUUCAUAAUUUACUUUUCCCAAUCAAAACUCGAACAAGUUAUUAAUGAUCGAAGAAGCUUCGUACCAGCAGCAAACAACAUAACUUUCAAAAGAAGUGAAUACUUUGCGAUAAGUGACAAAAACACACAAUCCGAACGAGGAAAAAAAUAAGUAUUAACGAUUAGUUCAAAAGAUAAAUCACUUUACCGGACAAAUAUGUACAUAGCGAAACUGAUCAGAGUAAAAACAAAAAACAAAAUAAAAUGAGUUUGUAAAUAUAGAUAAAGUCCAUGGAACAAAGAAGAAGAAAAAAAACAAAUUUAGCAAAAGAUAGUUAAUGUUAAUGAAACGAAUCGAGUAUAUUUUAAGUCGAAUCGAAUCGACAUUCGGUGGGAUGGGCUUAGGGGGAAAAUGUAUGUUCCCAGUUGCAAAACCGAAUAUCAUUACGCGUCCCGGUUGGAGCACGGUCUCCGAUCGGAUCAAGAAGACAAAUGAACAGAAAAAAAAAUGCAACGAAACAAUAAAUGAGAGUAAACUUUUUGUUGGGCCAAGUUUUAGCAGAGUCUGAAUGGAUGUGAAUCAUGUUUUUAACUACGUAUGCAAAAUGUGUAUGCAAAAACAAUAUUUUCAACUAAAUGCAAGAAAAUGUGAAUUGAGUCGUUCGGAGGAAGAUUUAUAAUUUAUUGUGAAACGGAGAAAAUAUAAGAAACAAAGAUCAUUUUGUUAAA